AUGGCGACAUCAUCCGCACAGAUCAACCCUACUGUGGGCAUCCUGAGCAUUGGGGAUAUGGGCAUGGGCAUAGCCCGGCUCCUCCGCCAUCACGACCAUACCGUCUACACGGUCGCCACGGGCAGAAGGCAAGUCUACACACCAGAUAGUCGUCCAGAAGAUAUUGAACUCUUUGCUGAGCUCUCUCCAAGCCAGCACACCCUCGACCGCAUCAAGUCGUCACAGAUAACAGCUCUCGAGUCGGAUGAACAGCUGGUGGCUGAAUCCGAUAUCAUCCUGAGCAUUGUACCACCUCGAGACGCCAUCGCGACGGCACGAAGAGCUCUUGAAGCAUGCCGCUCACAAGCAGCCAUCAAGAGGCGUAGUGAGAGGAAAGGCACCGAAGCAACCUCUCAAGCCCCCAGCAUAACAUACAUUGACCUGAACGCCAUCUCGCCCAGAAGCGCCAAGUCCAUCGCCACGAUGUUUUCCACUCCAAUGUCGCCGGCUUCACCCCGAAGGCUAUCCAUCACGCGCACGUUUUCUUUCCAACGAAGGGAGUCGGAACCCGAGCUAGACCCUAUCUAUAUCAACUUCCUCGACGGCGGUAUCAUUGGAGGGCCUCCGGCAGCGAAGCAAGAUCAAACCUGGAAGAAGCCCUCGAUUGUCAUUUCAGGGCCAAAGUACGACCACUUGCUCACCCCCUCCUUCAUCGAACUACUAAAUAUGAAAUUACUCGGCCCCAGAAUCGGCCAAGCCUCGGCCUUGAAAUCCUGUUUCGCGUCUCUCACGAAGGGCAUGACUGCUUUAUCCAUCCUAUCUUUCACCACCGCACAUAGCUGCGGCGUGCUCAAGGAGCUCCAAGAGCACCUUGCCGAGUUCAGCCCGAAGACGCUUGACCUGGCUGAAGCCGGGCUUGUGGGCAUGCCACCAAAAGCAUACCGCUGGGUUGAGGAAAUGCGGCAGAUCAACGAGACGUUCUCUGAAGAAGGCGGUUUCAGCGCUGCUGUGCUCUCCAACGGGCAUAACGGUCACCACACCACUCCGACCCAGGUAGCCACCAACGGCCGGAAUAUGGCCGGCGUUUUUGAGGGCGUCGCCGAGAUAUACAAACUGAUCGCGGAUGACACGAUACUAGGCGAGGAAAGAGUAGAGAAACGGAAACGUGGCACCAAUCCGGAGGAUGUGGCUGAAUGUGUAAAGGAAGGGAUUGCGAAGAAGAAGAAGAAACUUGCCGACGAGGGGAGGGAUCUGGAGGCGGCGUGGAGGGGUAGCUGGGGCGCCUAA
Messenger RNA from Cladophialophora yegresii CBS 114405, 1266 nucleotides. RefSeq lists its product as uncharacterized. Bases 1 to 1266 code for a protein of 421 amino acids. The transcript has a single exon. The record is from RefSeq and is a predicted model, not a curated record. Gene Ontology annotation, molecular function: oxidoreductase activity. NCBI's taxonomy places the organism in Eukaryota, Fungi, Ascomycota, Eurotiomycetes, Chaetothyriales, Herpotrichiellaceae.